UGACUUUGCUUCACAGACACGAUCCACUGGCACGACCCGUCAUGAAUCAUUAUACCGAAAACCCGUUUGCUUCCACCCAAUCUCUCGACGCGAACCCAUUCGACGACCCCGUUUCUGCUUCCACCUCCAAAGUCAAUGUCGCACAAGCCGAGGACCUUGAAAGACGCGAGCGAGAUCUUGAGAGGCGAGAACAGGAGUUAGCCCAGAAGGCAGACCAUAUCCGCAGACAUGGUCGCAACAACUGGCCUCCGUUCUACCCUCUCAUCUUCCACUCUAUCCAGGAUGAAAUUCCGGAAGCUUCACGACCGCUGAUUACCCGACUCUACCAGCUAUGGCUCCUCCUGCUGGUGGUCCUGAUCGUGAACAUGGUCGCAUGUAUCUUUAUCCUUAUUGCAGGUAAAAGCGGGAGUGCUCUGGGCUCAAGUAUUGGAUACCUUAUUAUCAUUCCCCCUCUGUCAUUCCUCUUGUGGUAUCGCCCAGUAUACAAUGGUUACAUGAAGGAGCAAGCACUGUACUAUUACAUGUAUUUUGUAUUCUGUGGAUUCCACCUCGCUUUCUCCGUCUACGUUAUCGUUGGCAUUCCAAACACUGGCGGCGCCGGUAUCAUUGAAACGAUCCGAAUGUUCGUGGAGCAUCACUGGGUUGCCGCCAUCUUGUGUACAGUAGCCUUGGUCGGCUGGGUCAUCCAAGGCGCUGGGAACGCUAUGUAUUACAGGCAGAUUUGGCAACACCGCAAAACGCAAGGCCACACCUUCGCGAAGGCCAAGGGCGAGCUGGCCACACAUGGUGCCAAAGCGUACUUUACGAGAGGGUAAGCGUAGGGACUCUAGUCGUGGACCGUCUGUACUAUACUACGCGCGAUGUAUACGUGAUACCUGUAUGCUGUUUUUGUCUUAUUUACGGACCUACA
Molecule: messenger RNA, 910 nt
Organism: Phanerochaete carnosa HHB-10118-sp
Lineage: Eukaryota; Fungi; Basidiomycota; Agaricomycetes; Polyporales; Phanerochaetaceae
Exons: 10
Coding region: 42-815 (257 amino acids)
Biological process (GO): protein transport
Cellular component (GO): trans-Golgi network membrane; recycling endosome membrane
Source: RefSeq, a predicted model, not a curated record